AUGGAUAUAACCUUCUACACUUUUUACAGAAAGUACACAAAUCACAGUCACUUACACGUAUUAAUUUUAGAUACGACUUUAAAGAAACCAAUGAUGAUACAGUUUACCAAAUCUUUGGUUGUUUUAACUGUAAUUAUAGUUUGUGUAUCAGCUUGGAGUGGCAAUGUGUGUUCACGGUUAAAAUGUAUUUCCAAGUGGAAAAAGAUUUGUUCUUAUAGGUCAUGGUUGGGAUGCUGUGCCUAUAGAUAUACAUGGGUAACUCAGUACACAAGGGAGAGAUUUUGUUGUAAAGGUUGGACAGAUAGGAAUAGAAAUCAAAACUGUAACAUUCCUAAAUGUAGACCAAGAUGCAAGAACGGUGGCACGUGCACUGCUCCCAAUCAAUGUCAAUGUAAACCAGGAUAUAAAGGGCCAACUUGCACUGGUGUGACAUGUUCACAUCUAAAGCCUUGUUAUCCUGGAAUGUGUACUGGUAGAGAUCAAUGUCAAUGUGAUUCAGGAUUUACUGGAAACACGUGUCUUGUUCGUCGAAAUUUUCCAGAACAAAGAACACAGAUCUGGCUAUUCCGAUCUACACUCAAGAGCGUCCAGAGAACGACUAUGAUGAUGAACUAUGAAUUUGUUCUGGAAUCGUCUAACCCAAAUGAAGGUGCAGACGAAUCCAUUUGGUCCAAUCAUUUAGAUUUGAAUUAUUUUAUUGUCGAAAGCUUGGGACAAUUUGAGCCGAACAUAGAUUCACAAAGACCGAGUUACGUCCGAAGUGCAGAUUUUGGCGUCGUAGAAUCGACUCUUACUUUGACCCAUACCAAAAUACCACGUCCAGGAGAAACAGUGAAACCUGAUGUUAAAACCUAUCCGUGUAGCUCCAGAACAAAUGACAAUAUUCCUGGAAUUUGGAACUGUACAGUCAUGGAAAAAAAUUUCAAAAUGAAAAUAGAAUCUGGGGAUGAGUUGAGGAUGACAAUGCUAUUUAAGAGCGGAGGAACACGGGAACUGGUAAUUUUAGGUGGAAAUAAGUUUUAUAGAUCCGAGACGUUUAAUAAUUUGACAAGCUCCAAAAGCAUUGUUUUUAAAUUUGAUAAAGAUGCACCAACGCAUUGUCAAUCUGAUGGUAGUUGUAAUGAUAAUGAUGCUCCUUUAGAGGUCAAUGAUUUAACAAAGACAGGAGCAGAAAUUAGAUGGGGUGGUUGGAGAGACGAACAAUUGUCAGGAAUGUUCAGAUACGCUGUUGAGAUAUUCAAAUUAGAAGUGGUAGACUCAGAAGGAAGAUUGGGAGAAAAGAAGCCUCUAAAUCCGUUACAAAUCAGUGAAUACAUGCACGCUAAUUUUAGUUCAGUCCUACCCAUACGUUACACACCAUCUGAACCGGGCAUGUACUCUGUUAUCCUUGAGGCAUCUGACAGAGCUAACAACUCUCGCUGGGCACGACGUCUGUUCCUCUAUGAUGAUCGGUCCGAAAUAGAAUUGAAGUCUAAUAUUACAGUUCCUUUCGCAGUACAACCUGAUUCCAACUCAGUGUGGCUCAGCACACUCGAUUCUGAUCUUGAAAUAGUUUGGUCAGGACAUUUCGUAAAUCCCUUGCACGUGGAGAACAACUUGUUGAACGAGGUUAAAGACUACCCAAACCAGUUUUCAGAUAUAGACCCGAAAAUGGGAGAUUUUAAAAUCAAGCGCGUAACAUUUGAUGCAGAUUCUGGAACACGGAGUAAAUCCGCUGUUCGGAAUAUUGGCGGAAUCGUGAAUUUUGAUUUCGUUUUGGAAACUGACGACAUCACUAUUAGAAAGUCAUUUUUACAGGAAAAACACACAAUAAGAAAUAGCGAACUUCCUGAUAGAAGCGAUGGUAGUAGUUUCAAACUAUUUAUAACAGCCAAAGAUAUCCUCAGCAAUUCAAAGACUGAUAACAAAACCAUCCGAUUCGACUCCUCACCACCGGUAAUGUCCGACUUAAUUUGGGAAGACAAUCUGCCUGUUCCAACUGUUCCGAUUAGAAGACCGAAGCGACAGACUGGCGAUAGUUUUGCAUCAAGAAUACUUGUAGAAGCAUCCGACAAAAACAGCGGAAUUCAUGAAAUAAGGUGGCAUAUUUCGAGACGAAACACGUCUGUUGCUAUCUGGGAAGAUGUUAGGAAUGGCAGUGUUGCAGGCAUCAGACUUCAGUCAUGUGAACAGAAGACAUCUUGUUACUGUAUAAGUGGGGUUGGUUGUUUUGAUACUGAACAUGUGGUGAAUCUGAACAUGUGUUGGUUUUCCGUGGCCAGAGCUCAUAUUAACACGGCUUCCGCGAAGGUUACUAUAGAUGCCGUCAAUCCUGCUGGACUUUCCACUUCAAAGGACAUACAGGUUAUGAAGUUAGAAUCUUUGCUUAAAAAAAGUUAUUUUGCCCCUGUAGAUAACAUAGCAGUACAGAACGUGGGAUCCAACUUUGUUACCAUUGAAUGGAAUUCUACAAAGAGCUGUCUCCCUGUGUCAGAAUUCUGGCUACUCAGAUCAGAUCGAAGAGAAAAAGAGAAAGUUCAUCGUCUACGUCAUGAUUAUGAAAUUGCACCAUUGGAUCCUGAUUCGAAUUAUACUAUUCAGUUUAUAAGCGGUUAUGAUGGAGAAAUGAGCGAUCCCGUUUACAUCACAUUCCGUACAGGACAUGCCCCGUCUGUACUAUCUAGUGGGGGUGCAGAAGGAUUAAGCGCGGGAUUGAUUGCGUUGAUCCUGCUUGUCUUGGCGGUGGUUGGUGCACUCUAUAUGAAAGGUUUUAUUGGUAACAGAAGAAACAACAAGAAGAGGCUACACGAAUAUGAGUCUCCGAAACGGACUCGUUUUGAUGGUAACGAAGAUAUCUAUGUUUAUGGUUUUGCCGGAGGUAAUCUCAAUCUGCCCACUGGUCACGUAAUCGGCGGAUCUAACCUGAUUCUUCAAGAAUUAAUUGAACAGGGAAAAUUCGCCAAAAUUUAUAAAGCAACUGUGUUAGGAAAUGAUGGAGAUAAAAGCGAGGUGGCUGCUAAAAUGUUAUUGGAUAACUUUUCUGAUGACGAAAGACAUUUGAUGGGUGGUAAGAUAACCUUUAUGAGUGAUGUCAUCACGGGUCAUGAUAAUGUUCUGAAGUUUAUAGGUGCUGUUACAGACAAUAAAAUUUGGGGACCUACUAUGGUAAUAGAAUACUGUGAAAAUGGAACACUGAUAUCCUGGCUGCAUAAAAACAAAAACAACGUUAAUGACGAUGUCAUAGAACGCCUUUAUCAAAUCAGCUUUGGUGUUGUCAAAGGAAUGACAUACCUGGCUUCUUUGAAUGUGGUCCACAGACGUCUUGCAGCCCGAAAUAUUCUACUGACUUUUAUUCUGGAGCCAAAAAUCACAGGAUUUGGCCCAUCAGUCAUUGAUAGUGAAAAUGGGGAAAAGGAGAGAGUAGCUAUCAGAUGGGCCUCUCCAGAAUGUUUUUCUAACACCAAAAAUGCCACAGAGAAGAGUGAUGUCUGGUCAUUUGGUAUUGUUCUGUAUGAAAUAUUUAGUUUAGGAGACAAACCGUAUCCUACCUUAACUAACAAUGAAGUCAUCCCUAAAGUACGCAGUGGUUUUCAGAUGAAUCGCCCCGAAUUUUCAGACCAAUUUAACUAUGAUCUGAUGUUGAAGUGCUGGCAGUUGGAUCAGAUACAGCGACUAUCAUUUGAACAACUGCGAGAUCAGUACCAUGUGUUUAUGAACGGAGAAGAGCAAACUGAGGGUUAUUCCAACUAUAAAUAUUAACUCAGAUAGUAUUAAACCGUUAAAUUCGGUGUAUGUUACAUACCAGCACAGUUUUAUUACAACACCCCCAGAGUAUCAUUGAGAUAUUAUCCGUCUCACCAUUUGCUGUACCAGUUGAUAGAGCUCAUUUCCAGUUCUUGUCAGAUAUAAAACUUUGUAAUGAUUGAUUUACCUUGGUAAAUAUUAUUUCAUCUCAAUGAAAAUUUCUAUAUAUUUAUAUUUUAUUAUUAUAUUAUAUUAUAAUUUUAUAACAAAGUUAAAAUUUGAAAAACAUAAGAUAUCCUUCUUUUGAGAAUAUUUUUUCAAUUUCCUGCGCUUAUUUUUUACAGUAGAGAACUUAAUUUGUUUUGUUAUUUUGAUUGUAAAUAAAUACAAUUUCAUGUGUAAUUACAUCUUAAAGCGACAUUCAGAUUUUUUGGAAAUAAAUUUUUAUUAACUAAAACGUCAUAAAUUAUACCUGAAAAUAUUUCUAAAGUAGGCCUAUGCUAUUUAUAUCUUUGUAUCUAAUUGAUCUGAAAACUGAAUUUGUUUUAAAAGGGUUGAUUAAAACUGAGAGUACUAAUUUUUAAUUAAGCAGUUUGACCUAGUUUGGUAUUUAGCUUUAUAAUGGCUCUUUAUCAAUAGUUGAAAUCUUUAGAAAACGUAGGAGACAUUUUUCUUUUCAAUCAGGCGUUUAUUUUACUCAAAUCCGUUUUCUAACAGCUUCUAGAAAGAAUAACAAAUUAUUUGUAUAUAUAUCUACAUUACUUAAUUUAUAGUACUUCCGGUUUGUUCUAUUUGAAAUAAAAUGAUACGUUAUAUUUUGUUUAAUUAUGGAUUUAUAAAACAUUGUGUAGAU
Molecule: messenger RNA, 4576 nt
Organism: Lottia gigantea (owl limpet)
Lineage: Eukaryota; Metazoa; Mollusca; Gastropoda; Lottiidae
Exons: 25
Coding region: 1-3738 (1245 amino acids)
Biological process (GO): positive regulation of kinase activity; protein phosphorylation; cell surface receptor protein tyrosine kinase signaling pathway
Cellular component (GO): signaling receptor complex
Molecular function (GO): ATP binding; protein binding; transmembrane receptor protein tyrosine kinase activity
Source: RefSeq, a predicted model, not a curated record